Messenger RNA from Penicillium coprophilum, 1197 nucleotides. Its product is annotated as aminotransferase. Bases 1 to 1197 code for a protein of 398 amino acids. Gene Ontology annotation, biological process: L-aspartate biosynthetic process. The record is from RefSeq and is a predicted model, not a curated record. Lineage: Eukaryota; Fungi; Ascomycota; Eurotiomycetes; Eurotiales; Aspergillaceae. Gene Ontology annotation, molecular function: L-aspartate:2-oxoglutarate transaminase activity; pyridoxal phosphate binding. The transcript has 6 exons. Gene Ontology annotation, cellular component: cytosol.
AUGACAUCUGAACCCAUCACUCGGAACAUUACUACCCAGUCGUGGUUUGACCAGGCUCGUUUCGUUCCACCUGAUGUAAUCUUUGCAUUGACUGCCCAGUAUGUAGCAGACAAAUCUCCCAAGAAAGUCAAUUUGGGCCAGGGUACAUAUCGUGACGAGCAUGGGAACUCGUGGGUUCUUCCCUCGGUCCGCGAGAGUCGGAAGCUACUAGCACAAGAGCUGAAUCACGAAUAUCUUCCGAUUGUCGGCCUGGCUGAUUUCCGCAAAGAGGCUGCGAAGUUAGCACUAGGCUCAGAGUUAUUUCAAAAGCAAGAGGACAAACUGGCGACCUGUCAAAGUCUCUCUGGUACGGGAGCACUGCACUUGGCUGGACUGUUGCUAAGAGCUUGCAAGACGCCUCUUCCGAAAGUAUACAUUCCUGAGCCCACAUGGUCGAACCACCAUCAAGUAUUCUCGUCUCUUGGAUUCCAAUGUCAAUCUUUCAGAUACUACAACCCAGAGACAAAGGAUUUAGACAUCGAUUCUUAUUAUUCGGCAUUAAAAUCGGCCGAGCCAGAUUCUGUGUUCAUCAUCCACGCAUGUGCACACAACCCAACAGGAUGUGAUCCGAGCAAGGAGCAAUGGCAAGAACUUGCCCGCCUCUUUAAAGAAAGGCAGUUAUUUCCACUUUUUGAUGCUGCCUAUCUAGGGUUCAACUCCGGUCAUGUUGAUAAUGAUGCCUUUGCCAUUCGGCUAUUUAUCGAGGAGAUGAAUUUGGAAGCUGGAGUUUGUCUAUCUUUUGCCAAAAAUAUGGGUCUUUAUGGGGAACGGGUUGGCUGCUUUUUACUGGCAACCAGCACUGAAGAGGCGGCCGUCAAGACACAAUCAAUGCUUGAAAUGCUUCAGCGUUCUGAAGUCUCAAAUCCCCCGGCAUAUGGUGCAAAGAUUGCGAGCACCAUAUUAGCCGAUGCUACCCUCAGGGGGCUUGGCAUGACGAUCUGCCUGGUGGCCUCCGGCGCACCUGGAACCUGGGAUCACCUGAUCCGUCAGUCUGGAAUGUUUGGGUUUCUGGGAUUGUCUCCAAGCGUUGUGCUAAAGCUUCGCGAGAAAUAUCAUAUCUACAUGGCGGACAACUCUCGCAUAUCAAUUGCUGGCCUUAACAGAGAGAACGUGGAAUAUGUUGGACAGUCAAUUACCGACUGCUUGAAGCAAGAAUGA